Messenger RNA from Abrus precatorius (Indian licorice), 861 nucleotides. Its product is annotated as 3-oxoacyl-[acyl-carrier-protein] reductase FabG-like. NCBI's taxonomy places the organism in Eukaryota, Viridiplantae, Streptophyta, Magnoliopsida, Fabales, Fabaceae. The record is from RefSeq and is a predicted model, not a curated record. Gene Ontology annotation, molecular function: oxidoreductase activity.
AUGGCGGCGCAAGUUUCCGACCACCUUGAGCCGUGGCACACCCUCGCCGGAAAAGUGGUGAUGGUUACCGGCGCUUCCUCCGGCCUCGGCCGCGACUUCUGCCUCGACCUCGCCCGCGCCGGCUGCCGGAUUGUCGCGGCGGCACGCCGCGUCGACCGACUCGUGUCGCUCUGCGCCGAAAUUAACCGCAGUUUGCCGCCGCAGGAAAUCGGCGACGCUGAACGGAGCCUCCGCGCCGCUGCGGUGGAACUGGAUAUCACAGCCGACGGCCCUGCCAUUGAGAGGUACGUGCAGAAGGCGUGGGAGGCGUUUGGCCACAUUGAUGCGUUAAUCAACAAUGCCGGUAUUAGAGGAAAUGUGAAAUCAGCCUUGGAAUUAUGUGAGGAGGAAUGGAAUCAAGAGUUCAAGACGAACAUAACUGGGACCUGGUUGGUGUCAAAAUAUGUGUGCAAACACAUGAGUGAUGCACACCGGAAAGGGUCAAUUAUCAACAUUGCUUCAAUUGCAGGUUUGAAUCGCGGUCAAUUGCCUGGAGGUGUUGCAUAUUCAUCUUCGAAAGCAGGCGUUAAUAUGCUCACAAGGGUGAUGGCAUUGGAAUUGGGGCCACAGAAAAUAAGAGUGAAUUCCAUAUCACCUGGACUUUUCAAAUCUGAAAUCACUGAGAAAUUAAUGGAGAAUUGGUUGAAUAACGUGGCCUUGAAAACAGUACCCUUGAGGAAAUUCGGCACUGCCGAUCCAGCAUUAACAUCGAUGGUUCGUUUUUUAAUUCAUGAUUCUUCUGAAUAUGUGUCAGGCAACAAUUUUAUUGUGGACGCCGGAGCCACCUUACCAGGUGUACCUAUUUAUUCCUCCUUUAAAUGA